Molecule: messenger RNA, 1240 nt
Organism: Chondrus crispus (carragheen)
Lineage: Eukaryota; Rhodophyta; Florideophyceae; Gigartinales; Gigartinaceae
Exons: 2
Coding region: 1-1071 (356 amino acids)
Source: RefSeq, a predicted model, not a curated record
AUGGCAGUCGGAUUUGUCUCUCCAGCUCUUCGGCCGUUGAGAAAGCGGAGACCCUUUCACCGACGAAACAACACUGUGUGUGCUGCCGACGGACCAGUAUCUCCGACGCGACGGGAACUGCUUCAGGCCUUUGCAGUCGCCCCACUAGCCUCUCUAGCAACCGCCUCCGAGCGGGCCUUGGCAGCAGAGACUCGCCCGCGAAGCCCGUGGGAUCGAUUGUAUGAUUCGCGCAGUGGGUCUUUCGUUCCCGCUUCGGCCCUGGCAGCGCUUCUAAGACGAGACGUUGGACUAUCUUUCAAUCGCUGCAUCGUAGCAGGCGAAAUUCACGACAACGUCUGUACGCAUGCGGCCCAGCUUGCAGUCAUCGAUGGUGCCGCUCGCCUUCCGGAUGCCAUGCCGCUCACGGUUGGGUUCGAGCAAUUCUAUAGAAUGCACAACAUGUAUCUAGACGCCUUUAUAGAGGGGAAAAUAUCAACGGGUGAGCUCCUGCAGAAAACAAGAUGGGCAGAGACUUGGGGCUUCGACCCGAAGCUGUACACGCCAAUUUUUGAGUAUUGCAGAGACAAUCAGAUUCCGAUGGUAGGGCUCAACCUCCCAGUUCAAUUUGUGAAGCAGGUGAGCAAUUACGGCUUGGAAGGCCUACCAGAAGGCUUGAAGCAGUUCUUACCUGAUAACAUGGAUGUUGGAAACAAGGAACAUUACCGUCAUUUCAUGCAACUAAUAGGCGUUGAUAGCUCCCACAUCGGUGCAAACCCAGAUCAGGCUCUUCUUGAUCGAUACUACGAGGCUCAAGUGCUUUGGGAAGAAUGGAUGAGCCAAUCUGUCGCGAUGUCGCUCAAAGACCGCCCAGGCACGAGAAUGGUUGCGCUUAUUGGCUCUGGUCAUGUCGAGGGACGGUAUGGGUUUCCAAAUCGCAUUGAACGACGAAGCGCGGAAAGACCGUACACGGUAGUUCCGCGUCCGGUGGCAUGGACCUCAAACGAAGGGCAUUCCAUGCCUAACAUUUCUCGUCCUGAGGUGGAUAUCGCUGACCUAGUUUGGUACACAAGACGCAAGAUUGACCUUGUAUAGUGCGCAAUAUCUUAUGAACGAAUGUAUUGGAAUAUUCUGACUAGGCGCAAUCCUUGAAGACAAUUUACUCUCAUCAGUUUGUACAGUACCCUUCUCACUGGCUCAAUGUGGGACGCAUAAGAAGUUAUGAUAAAUAUGCGAAUGCAGUGCGUAUUCGAAGAAAAUUGCC